AACCGCUGUCAUGAGUAGUGAAAUCGGGUUAUUUAAAAACGUGAAUCGCUAACAUGGCGAGGGGGUUGACGUAUAACUCAUAUGUCUCCUUUUCUGCAGUCGUGUAAUGAAAGAGAAAGUAGGUCGGUGAGAAAAACGCUUUGGCCUCGUCGCUUCUUGGAAAUAUAGAGGCGCGAUAAGCGAAACACAGUACCUGGUCGUGCGAGCUGUUGGUCUGCAGUGUGGGUAAUGUCUACACUGCAGCUGUGUUCGAAUCACUGAUUUUGGGAGCCAGUCAGUGAAAUAUCUCGACGUACGUAACGUCCCUGUGUAUGAGAAUAUACGACACUUUGGGAUACAAUGUAAUCAUCAGUAUAAGAUUAAAUGCAGAUGUAGAUUAAAAAUAUGCUCACAAUGGACACCUAUAAUCCCCAGACAAUGAGUGAACCAGAAUCAACGUUGCUGCCUUUCGACACAACGUCACCGUCAUCCCCGUCACGUCAACGACGCCGCCCGGGAGUUUUAUUCUAUACCAUCAUCACUGUGUCCCUUACUGCAAACGUUCUUCUUGUCGUCGCGGUUACCGUCCAAACAAUUAUGGCGUCACGUGACACGCACAAGGUGAGUGUAGAGGGAUUCUCAAAUUCGCUUAGCCACGUGGACACCGCCGCUCAAGUCUGUUUCGCCUGUAACCACCUGGGUCCGCUGAUCGAAUCCAAGGACACUCUCUAUGACGUCAUACGACUCUCUUCUGGUCACACGUUUUGUUGUCAGAGACAGAAUAAUGACAUCACCAAGCUUUUCGGAAAGAUCGUAUCGGACGAAUAUCUGAGGCGAUUGACAGGACGCGAACCACCCAAGUCAGAUAGGGAUAGGAGACACGGGCUGAAUAUCAACAAAGGGUCAACAGGAGCUCAUCUUUAUAUGGUCCCUCAAGCAGAUUCGCCGCCAUCAUGGACAUCAAGCGACAUCUACAACACCUCCUACUGCUUCAACGUGGUGUGUGGUGAUGGGGGUAUUGUCGUUCCAGCGGCCGGCAUUUACCUGGUGUACUCUCACCUCACGUUCACCACACAGCCAGCCUCUGAAGACACAGUCAUACACGUCAUACAGCGGCGGAACCGGAACUUGCCUGGUGUGGGCGAGAAACCCGUCCUGUUCAGUAAAACCUCGUUGACAUGGACGGCAUCUGCGCAGCAAACGUCUUUUCUGUCCGCCGUUGUGAAACUACGCAGAGAAGACAUUAUCCGGGUUACCAUGUCUGAAAACUAUAAUGAUCUGGUUGAGAUGAGGAAGCUUUCAAAUUAUUUUGGUGUGAUCAAAAUGUAAAUUAUGAUCCAAUAUCGUUGUGGCGGGUGGGGGCUGGGGUCACGGGACGUGGGGGAUGUUUUGUGUGUGAGUGUGCCUCUGAGAAAGAUCCAAGACCUUGACUACUGAUGUGCGACCAAGACUCCCCCGGUUCUUACCCAUAACACAAGGGAUGCACGAAUGUUGGUUGGUUGGUUUGUUGUUUUACGCCGCAUCCAAAUGGAUGCACAGAUUUGGCUUACGUUGUGCAUGAAAUAUGCUGUUUGUUUGUUUGUUUGUUGUUUAACGCCGCACUCACAAUAUUCCAGCUAAAUGACGGCGGUUUGUAAAUAAUCGAGUCUGGACCAAACAAUUGCGAUACGAUGACAUGCAUCAUCAACCAAGUCAGCGAGCCUGACAACGGGUCAGAAGAAAUAUGCAACCGAUUCUCCAUUGGUCAUGUUCUAAAUAUGACCCUGUGAUAUCACCGGAUGUUUAUAUACAAUUUGGUAACCCGAGACAAACGGGAAAUUACUUUCUUUGUUUGUUGUUUAACGCCGCACUUAGCAAUAUUCCAAAAGAUAUAUGACUGCGGCCUGUAAAUAAUCGAAUGUGUCCCAGACAAUCCAGCGAUUGAUAUCAUGAGCAUCGGUCCACGCAAUUGGGAUACGAUGACAUGCUUCAACCAAGUCAGCGAGCCUGACUCCCGAUCCCGCAAGUCGCCUCAUGCGAAUGGUGUUAAAUUUGACUAAAUGUAUCUAGGAAAAUUGGUAUUCGCAACAAAAUCGUAAUCAUUAUAUAUAU
Haliotis rufescens (red abalone) is the source of this 2070-nucleotide messenger RNA. RefSeq lists its product as uncharacterized. Gene Ontology annotation, molecular function: tumor necrosis factor receptor binding. The record is from RefSeq and is a predicted model, not a curated record. The transcript is spliced from 4 exons. Bases 385 to 1308 code for a protein of 307 amino acids. Gene Ontology annotation, cellular component: membrane. Lineage: Eukaryota; Metazoa; Mollusca; Gastropoda; Lepetellida; Haliotidae. Gene Ontology annotation, biological process: immune response; extrinsic apoptotic signaling pathway via death domain receptors; positive regulation of canonical NF-kappaB signal transduction.